UUCCGGACCUGGUUCUAGCGUCGAUCGUUGAAACAAUGAAUACGAUUUCAUCUGGAUUUUAUGGCACUCAACGGAUCCCUCCUCAGCCGGUGGUUGCGCCGGCAGGGACAUGUGCGCAUUACUGGAUGAGCGGGGGUGGGAAACGUGUGUCACGUUGGUCGGUCCGCAGAUCGGGCUUGUAUGCAUGCUCUGGCUGUGCUCGCGCUGGCAGGGUGUGCCUUCGCUGGAUGCGAACUGGCGUAUGGAGAGUCUUGCCACUACCUGAGGAUGUAAGAGCCGAAGGGGUUGGCUACAAGGAUGAUGCGUUCUGGAUACAGAAUCUGGAUAGCAGCAUGUUUGGACCGAGAACCGACUGCACGAUCUGGGAGCGUACCGAGCUGCAGACGAAGAAAAGGAAGGCGGUAGGAGGUCUGGAAGCUGCGGCAUGAUAUCGUGUCGAGCCUUCGAUGCGCUGCGCCGAAACACGCUUCAUUUUUGAUCAUCAAUCGACGGAAUGCUGCUCCGUUGUUUAUGCAGCAUUAGCAUGGUCAAAGGUCAUGAGCAUAACCCAGAAAUCCGUUCAUACAACUUAAUAGCAGAUACAUUCAUCAGCC
Messenger RNA from Zymoseptoria tritici IPO323, 593 nucleotides. RefSeq lists its product as uncharacterized. The transcript has a single exon. The record is from RefSeq and is a predicted model, not a curated record. The coding region runs from base 36 to 428 and encodes 130 amino acids. NCBI's taxonomy places the organism in Eukaryota, Fungi, Ascomycota, Dothideomycetes, Mycosphaerellales, Mycosphaerellaceae.